This is a messenger RNA of Wallemia mellicola CBS 633.66, 339 nucleotides long. RefSeq names its product iron transporter biosynthesis regulating transcription factor. The record is from RefSeq and is a predicted model, not a curated record. The transcript is spliced from 3 exons. The annotation marks the transcript as partial. Lineage: Eukaryota; Fungi; Basidiomycota; Wallemiomycetes; Wallemiales; Wallemiaceae. Gene Ontology annotation, biological process: positive regulation of transcription by RNA polymerase II; negative regulation of transcription by RNA polymerase II. Gene Ontology annotation, molecular function: RNA polymerase II cis-regulatory region sequence-specific DNA binding; DNA-binding transcription factor activity, RNA polymerase II-specific; zinc ion binding.
UGUUCGAACUGUGGUACAUCGAAUACACCGCUAUGGAGGCGUGGUCUUAACGAUCAGACCUUGUGUAACGCUUGCGGUCUUUAUGAAAAGAACAGAAAUACGCCGAGACCGACAACUUUACAAUCAACCACAAUUAAUCAAUCAGACAUCAACAAGACUUCUGGUAGCUCAUUACAAUGUGCUAACUGUGGCACAACUACCACCCCCCUUUGGCGAAGAACCGACGAUGGUAAACCGCAGUGUAACGCCUGUGGUCUUUAUCAGAAGUUACACAAUGCACCAAGACCAGUACACAUGAAAAAGACGAUAAUCAAGAGAAGGAAAAGGGUGCCGUCAUCU